AUGCCUGGGAAACAAGGUGGAAAAGAAGGCCAUGAGAGACAGAGAAAUGCAGAUGCAUCAAGAAUUCUGUCACAAACACACUUCCCUAGCAGCCCCCUCCAAAAGUUGCCAAGAAACAUCCUAGACCAUGAUCGGGUGGUUUGGCUUGGGGACUUGAACUACAGGAUAAACCUGCCAGAGGCUGCCACAAGAUCCUUAGUACAGAAUAAAGACUGGAGCAUCUUAUUACAAAAUGAUCAGCUGAAGGCUGAGCAAGCAAAAGGCCAUGUCUUCGAGGGUUGGCACGAGGAAGAAAUCGAGUUUGCACCCACAUACAAAUACUAUCAAAAUUCAGAUAAUUACUAUGGAUGCAACCAGAAAAUUAUAGAGAAAAAGAGGCGAGCUCCUGCAUGGUGCGAUCGAAUAAUUUGGUUUGGCAAGGGACUGAAGCAAAUUCAAUAUAAUAGAGGUGGAUCAAGACUGUCUGAUCACAGACCUGUUCAAGCAAUUUUCACAGCAGAGGUCGAGGUUUUGAGCUUGAAAGAGCCAGGCAGCUUCUUGUCAAACCACUUGACAAUGCAUGAAUGA
Fraxinus pennsylvanica is the source of this 567-nucleotide messenger RNA. The record is from the annotation of a GenBank genome assembly. NCBI's taxonomy places the organism in Eukaryota, Viridiplantae, Streptophyta, Magnoliopsida, Lamiales, Oleaceae.